UCGCUCUGAAGAGCCGCACCUCAGAAACGCCAUCGCCGUCGGAAGGGCGAUAUCUGCCCGCCCUUGCCCUCCAUCACCACCGCCUCCCACGGUCUCCGCAUUCUAGGUACGAAUCCCCUCUCCCCUCUCUUCCUUCCUCCAUCGCUUUCCAUAUCUGUCGCUCCCUCCUCUUUUCCCUCCCUCCCACGCCCGUUUGAUUUCUAGGGCUUGACGCUGUUUCUGCACAUUCCUCCGCCUCCGGGACUGAAUCUUGCACCACUGCUCGCAUCAAGAUUUCGUCUUUCGUUUUCUUACGCCUGGAAAGAUUCACCGUCACUCUUCUUACGAUUAAACGUUGUCUGUUGGAGACGUUUUCCGAUUGAUUGCCGCGAGAUCUUAUGUUUGUGAUUCUUUUGAAGUCAUACUUGUUUAGGUUCAAGAACUUGUUGAUGCUCUUUCCUUUAUCCACUAAUUUUGGCGCACCUUUUGCUUUUCUUUCUGGUGUUAUUUGAUUCACAUGACCGCAAUUUUUUUUUGCGUUCACAAAUAUCACCAGUCCUUGCUCUGGGUUGGGUGUAUUUUUUUGUUUCUUUUCUUCUUUAUUGGGAAAGUUUGAACUGACAAUCGAGUUGUAACCAUUAAUGUGGUUUUUGAGCAUUUCUUAAUUCUUCUUCUGCUUGAAGCAAUCUAUGUAGUGUAUUGUUAUCUGAAUUGUUGAUUGUCAUGUUACCGAACCUUUAUGAGUUUUAUGGAAUCACGAAAUGUUUCCUUGUAGCAGGAUUUAGAAUAUUGAUAUUCCAUGUUGACUUUGUGUUACCUCUGCCAAGAUAUCUAUCGACCACCUGGUUGACCAACGGACUUAUGGUCUCGAUUUUGUCUUAGAUUACAGAAAGAAACUGUAUUGUUUAUGCUUGUGACAGUCAUGAUUCUAUAUGACCAAGUUGGCAAGGCUUGUAAGUUCAAGACAUUUCCAUUUUUAUUUUAUGACUUGUUUUAAUAAGUUCAACAAGGAUUUUGAAAUCUUACUUUGUGCUCAAAUAGAUAAUUCUCUCAUUAUAUAUAUAACAUGUUGACUUAUUAUUAUUUUUCUCUCAUUUUAUCCUCUAUUGGGACGAUUCGUAAUUGUCUGCAAAUGAAAACACAAUUUAUUCUAUCUUUUCUGGAAACUCUAUGCAUCCAUUUCAAUGUUCUCAUCUUAUCUAUGGUAAGGUUUUUGGACAUGCUAUUUUUAAUUAUCCAACAAUAUCAUGCUAUCUCUUUUCUUGUCUCAAGUAAUUUCAGACUAUUGUUCCUUGGCUCAUGGCACUUGAAUUUACCAAAAGGGUAUAUCUUCACUCCCAUGAAUGUCUUUUAGAUUCAUCACAAUUUCUCACCUCAGUUUUUCUUGGCUAGGACGACUUGACACCAAUUUUAAUAGUUUGCUGUUAGGUUGAUAGAUGUACAUAAAAUCCUGUCAGAUCCUUCAUGAAGCCUUUUUGAUUUUGUGUUAUCUAUUAUUGACCAGACAUUGAUGUGCUGCCUUUCUUUUUUUUAUUUCAUGGCAUCAUAUACUUAAUCUGAAGGGUACAUAAUUUUUCUGCCUUUCUUUUUGUUUUUUGUACUCUGAAUUUUCCUUAGAUUCUAGAAAUUUGAGGAGAGGUCCAGUUCUUUACAGGAUUGUUGGUUUUCAAGACUCAUGGAGCUGCCACUAAGAAUACCAGAACAAGUCUCGAAAAAGCUUCGAACUCCACACUUUACUAUAUGUACAGUUAGUUAUGUAACAUAUAUACAUCAGAAGAUCAGUCAUAUUCUAACAUUUGACUUCAUUAAUCAAAACAAUACUAUACUUGGAUGUGUGUAUACAUCGAAAGAUCAGUUAUAUUGAGACAUUCAACAUCAUUGAUCAAUUAUAUGAAAAUGAUAAAUGGGAAGAAUUAUUACCUUUUCGGUUUUGGUUGGUUCUGCAAAUCUGAAUGAUUUCUUAAAUGAAGUUGGGUUUGAAAAAAAUAGGCAACCAUAUUAUUGACUCCAGGAGUAUUUCACUGCCCCAGAUAAAUCUGUUGUAAGAAAAUAGCUUUUAAGUGUUAGGGUGGAACAUGAUAAUUGAACUAUAGUGAAACAAUUAACCUUAGUUCUUUUUGCAUAGUUUCGAAGGCCUCUUUCAGCAUUGAGUCUAUGUUAGUGGAUUUCAUGUUAUAGGAACAACAAAUGAUUAAAAAUGCAUUUGAUGAUCACAUUGUGAGGGGGUUCUUCCCAUUGGCUAAGAAGAUUCUAGAUCACAGAGGUCAAGGUUGGCUUACAUCUCUUCUUAUUGUUUGUUGUUUAUAUUUCUGAUAAUUUUUUAAGAAGUCUUUGCUUUGUGAAUUUUAGAAUAAACAAUUGUCACCAUUCAUGUUAAGUGCCUAGUUUUUGAUUUUUUUUUUCUUUUUUCAAUAUGACACAAUGGGAGCAGUGUCAAAGGAUUCUUUGAUUAAUUUGCGAUGGUGAUUCUUUGGUCAUAAUUUUGAAGCGCCAACAUAAAAAAAAUGUAGUUGAAUUUGCUUGUGCCUGGAGGACAAUCAAUGGUGUCAAUGCUGUAUCGUCCAUAAGUAGCAUUACUUCCUUUCUGCCCAUGCUGGUCGUCAUAACUUUGUUCGUAUAUAAAGUUUUUUAAAGUGGGAUCUUUGAAAGGAAAAGAAAAAUCCAUUGUUAUCUUUCUUAGACAACUGGUUGCUUCUCUUUUUGGGAACAUUGGAAACUUCUUUUACUUUGUCAUUAGUCUCUCUGGAGAUAAUAACAGUAUGAAUCUCUUGUUACUUUAUCAAGGAAUUUUGUAUGCUCCAUUAUUUGAUGUUUUUUAUUUUUUUCGGUUGCCCUUUCUUUAACUUGAUCAGGUAUGUAUAUGUCGAUGGGUUGUGCGUAUUAACAAAAUGGCUUGGAUUCCUGUUUUAUGUUCCAGAAUUUUUCUUUUUUGUUGCCUAACCUUUAAUUGGAUCAGGUACGUAUGAGAUAUUUUUCCUUUUUCUAAAACCAUGUGAUGAUUUGUUCAUUAUGAAUGACAUACACGCGUGGAUGCCUAUUUUCUGCCCCAUACCUAUGAUUUUGUAAGAAAUGGCAAGAAGAAUCAGAAGCUAUCACAGAAAUUUAUCUCGGAAGUUUCGGUCGACUCCAUAUCCGGUGCCUUCAUAUCAACGACCUAUUUCAGCAGAAAGGUCUUCAAAGAAGACAUCUUUUACCUUGGAGAGGAAGGAUUGGAAGGGUGCUACUUGCCCUGUGUGCAUGGAAUUUCCACACAAUGCUGUACUCCUCCUUUGUUCAUCUCAUGACAAGGGCUGUCGCCCCUACAUGUGUGCAACCAGCUGCCGUUUUUCUAACUGUCUUGAACAAUUCAAGAAGGCAUAUGCUAAAACAACUUCAUUGGUGGGAAGUCGGAUCCAUGAUUUGCCUGCAUGGAAGAAAUGCGAGGUAGUGGAGCUAGCAUGCCCUCUAUGCCGAGGGCAGGUGAAAGGAUGGACUGUGGUGGAACCAGCACGUAAAUAUCUCAACAAAAAGAGGCGAAGCUGCAUGCAGGACGACUGCUCAUUCAUGGGUAGCUACAAAGAGCUUCGUAAGCACAUGAGGUCUGAGCACCCUUGUGCAAAGCCCCAUGUAGUGGAUCCUGUUCUCGAACAGAAAUGGAGAAAUCUCGAGUACCAGAGUGAGCGGGCGGAUGUGAUCAGCACAAUAAGAUCUUCAAUGCCUAGGGCAGUUAUAUUGGGAGAUUAUGUGAUAGACAUGGACGACAGUGACUCUGAUACCGACUUUGAUGACGACAGUGACUCUGGUACCGAUUUCGAUGACUACAAUGAUGAUUUUUUCGAUAACGCAAAUGGUAUCUUUGGACGGAGGAAUGGUCGGAGUAUCUUUACCGCACUCAUGAGGGAGGCUGCCCGUAAUAGGAGGUUUAGAAGAAGCCGUGUAGGUAAUGCUAGAGAAGGGAGCAAUGGUCAUCUUCCAACCAUCGUUGAUCGUGCUUCGCGUGAUGCAGCAUUUAGUUAUCGCUUGGAGGAACAUGAUGAUGAUGGGAGUGCUGUAGGCAUAACCCGUUCUGAAAGGCAGCAUAGGAGGAGGAGCCUGGGAAGAUCAUCAGUACAUGGUACAAGAUUGUUGUGAUGGUGUGGUGUAUGUUCAAAUUCAAAUUAUUUCUUUCCCUUUGUUCUUUCUUUUUUCUUCAUAAAUAUGUACUGAUAUAGCAAACAUUAAAGCUUGUUCCUCCUGCAAGUCCCGUUAUAUUUCAUCAACAUCAAAAUUUAAUCUGGAGAUCAAAACUUUGAAUUUGUGAUGA
Molecule: messenger RNA, 4261 nt
Organism: Musa acuminata AAA Group (dessert banana)
Lineage: Eukaryota; Viridiplantae; Streptophyta; Magnoliopsida; Zingiberales; Musaceae
Exons: 2
Coding region: 3049-4089 (346 amino acids)
Source: RefSeq, a predicted model, not a curated record